This is a messenger RNA of Sander lucioperca (pikeperch), 2008 nucleotides long. RefSeq names its product kelch repeat-containing protein (gene krcp). The transcript has 14 exons. Gene Ontology annotation, molecular function: protein binding. The coding region runs from base 202 to 1899 and encodes 565 amino acids. Lineage: Eukaryota; Metazoa; Chordata; Actinopteri; Perciformes; Percidae. The record is from RefSeq and is a predicted model, not a curated record.
AACAACAAAACACGCGCUCAUACUCUUACCAAGAACUCGCGCGGAGUUUAGAUAUUGUACACAUAUCUGUGGCGGGAGAUGUCGAACAGAGGGAGAUAAGACAAGAUAUCGUUGUUUUGAUAUUUAAAAUAAUGUCAAAAUAAAAUACGAUAGCAGAAAGAGUUGUGACAAUAAACGGCUUUGCUGGAAGACAACACAAAGAUGGAAGAUUUCGGAAUAUAUGCGGUUUUCGGAGUAAACUGUCCGCCUCAAAGGCUGCUGAGUGCUGAAGGUUCGUGUAGGGUGUCUGUUGCAGUUCCCCCGAGUGUCCGCCAGGUGGUGCUGUUCAGCAGCGGGCCGUGGGGGGAGCGGAUCUGCGUCAACGCUGAGCUCAACGAUGCUGACCGGUUCCCCAUCACUAUUGGAAAACUGACUCCAUAUAACAAGUGCCUGUCAUGGGAGCAGUGGGAAGAGGAGACCUGGACGGACAGCGUCACGCUGAAUGUCACUCUGGAAGGAGGAAACCUGGUAAAAGCAGAUUGGUCAGAGACGGAACUCCUGUCUGUAAAGGAAUACACACCAAAGGACAUUGUGGCUCCCCUCGCAGCCCGGGAGCUCAACGGCAAGAGGAAGAGAGAGCGAGUGUCGGAGGAAGACAGGGACGAGAAUAAGAUGACGACGAGUGGGCAACAGGAGAACGUGUGUCCAAAUGGCACCGUGGAGAAGACCACACCUGUGCGAAAGGCCACAGGUCAAACCAAGGGGGGCCAGAAGCUGUUCAGUAGUGGAGCAGAUGCAGCAAAGGUGAAGGGAACAGCUAAUGGAGCAGGACAGGUGCAGGGGAUUGUGGGAAGAACGCCUCCUCAGAGUGCAGCCAGGACAAAGAGUAAGCAGGCCAAGACUCCCACACAGACUGCCCCAUUGGUCAGCCCGUCAGGUCGCUGGGGUCAGACUCUGUGUCCCAUCGAUGCUCUGACAGCUAUUCUGAUUGGAGGCCAGGGAUCCAGGAUGCAGUUCUGCAAAGAUCCCAUGUGGAAGCUCUGCACAGAGGACAUGUCGUGGUUUGCAGCGGAGACUCUGGCAGAGGGUCCGACACCCGAGGCCAGGAUCGGCCACACAGCCGUCUACGACCCGGACUCACAGCGGAUCUUUGUGUUUGGAGGCUCUAAGAACAAGAAGUGGUUCAACGACGUUCACAUCCUGGACACACAGAGCUGGAAGUGGACCAUGGUGGAGGCUCAAGGCAAGGUCCCUCCUCUGGCCUACCACAGCUGCAGUAUGUUUCGGGGCGAGCUGUUUGUGCUGGGAGGAGUGUUUCCGUGUCCAAACCCAGAGCCAGACGGCUGCAGUGACUCGCUGUAUAUCUUCGAUCCCCACCUCUCCAUCUGGUACCAGCCUAUUGUAACUGGCGACAAGCCAUCCCCCCGCUCAGGCCACUCUGCGUGUGUGAUACAGGAGAGGAAGAUCUAUGUAUUUGGUGGAUGGGACACUCCUGUCUGCUACAAUGACAUGUACAUGUUGGACCUCGGUCUGAUGGAGUUUUCUGCUGUGAAAACAACUGGGAAAGCCCCCUCUCCACGAAGCUGGCAUGGCAGCGCUGUGCUCUCAGAUACAAAGUUCUUGAUCCACGGAGGUUACAACGGAAACAACGCUCUCAAUGACACCUUCAUCUUUGAUAUAGACACCAACAGCUGGACGGAGGUGACGCUCCCUCAGCUCUCCAUCCCCAGGGCGGGGCACUCCAUCAUCACCAUGGAGACAGACGGCCACCGGCGUUUCUCAGGGAAGGAUGAAGACGUGGAUAUGGACGCAGGCUCCGUCAGCAGACGCCUGCUGGUGUUCGGAGGCGGAGACAACGAGGGCAACUUCUACUCCGACCUGACGACUGUCGCCGUGGAGGAUCUGCUCGCUGCUAUUUAAAGAGAGUGAGUCAGAGGUGAAUCCUCACUCCCUGACUGCUUGUGAAGCCAUUUUAACACCCCCACAGAUCCUUUAUUAUUUAUAUUCCUAUAGUUUGUGUUUGUUUCCU